AUGCAUGCCAUGUGGUGACAACGACAUUUAUAUCGUGUUCAAAUUAUUGGGUUUCCCUAAGAAACUAUAAAAUGAGGCAUGAUAUGGUUUACAUUUCAAAUAUCCCACAAAGAAGUUUAACUUGUGAAAGCCUUUCCUAUUAGAAAUGGCUGGUGGAAAGAACUUAUUCAAGAUUUUCAUGCUUCAAAUAAUAGUCUUAUCACUGUUUUCUUUACAUGCAGAAGGCCAAGGGUUGAAAGUAGGGUUCUAUAAGAAAUCAUGCCCUCAGGCCGAGGUGAUAGUAUCUAAGGUUAUAAGCGAUGUUAUGGCUGUAGCACCAUCUCUAUCUGGCCCUCUUUUGAGAAUGCACUUCCACGAUUGCUUCAUUAGGGGUUGUGAUGGAUCUGUCCUACUGGAUUCUCCAACGAAUCAAUCCGAGAAAUUUUCACCACCAAAUCUAAGCCUAAGAGGGUUCAACAUUAUCGAUAGAGUGAAGGUGGCGUUAGAAAAGGCCUGCCCAGAUGUGGUUUCAUGUGCUGACAUUGUUGCAUUAGUUGCCAGAGACGUUACAGUGGCGACUAAGGGACCAUUUUGGGAGGUUGAAACAGGCCGAAGAGAUGGAAAUGUGUCUUUAUUCAUUGAUCCCAUAACCCCAGUGACAGGCUUGCCAUCAUUUACCUCAAACAUCAGUGUUUUAAAACAAUCCUGGGCAUUACGGGGCCUAAGCACGAAAGACCUUGUUGUUCUCUCAGGAGGGCACACCAUAGGGAUAUCUCAUUGUUCGUCAUUUGAUAGCCGGCUCUACAACUUCACCGGUAAAGGUGAUACAGACCCCACCAUGGACCCAAACUACAUUGCAAGAUUGAAGUUAAAGUGCAAGCCAAAUGAUCAAACCACUUUUGCUGAGUUAGACCCAGGAAGCUUCAAGACAUUCGAUGACUCCUAUUUCAAAUUAGUGACAAAGAGGAGGGGGCUUCUUCAAUCAGAUGCAGCCUUACUCGAUGAUCCAGAGACUAGAGCUUACAUGAUUCAAGCUACUAGCCGUGGUUCCACAUUCUUCAAGGACUUUGGUGUGUCUAUGGUUAACAUGGGCAGGAUUGGGGUCCUUACAGGUUCUCAAGGUGAAGUUCGGAAACGGCCUAGUUGUUCGUUAUUCAAGCUUGGAGUAUUGAUUUAUCUGUGGAUUUUGAUUCUGCGAUUAAAAGGACAUUAAAUGGAAGCACCAAAAAGGAUGAGGCUGAAAGUACAAUGUUCAUGGUUCUCAAUUUCUUGAGCAGCUUCAUGGAAACAUCUCUUCGUUUCAUGAAAAAG
This is a messenger RNA of Lactuca saligna, 1290 nucleotides long. NCBI's taxonomy places the organism in Eukaryota, Viridiplantae, Streptophyta, Magnoliopsida, Asterales, Asteraceae. The record is from the annotation of a GenBank genome assembly.